UCGCUACACCUCGCUAAGCUCUUCGAAAACUUUCCGUAAAUCGCUAACGAAGCCGCUUUGUAUUGUCGAGCUGCUUGUACGUGGACUGCACAGCACGAGAAGCGGGGUUGACUUUUAUCAGUGGCCAGGCACUCAACAUGGCGACGGGACCGUAUAACUACUCGUAUAUCUUCAAAUACAUCAUAAUCGGUGACAUGGGAGUCGGAAAGUCUUGCUUGCUGCACCAAUUCACCGAGAAAAAAUUCAUGGCUGAUUGUCCGCACACGAUUGGAGUCGAGUUCGGUACUCGGAUCAUCGAAGUGUCCGGACAGAAGAUCAAACUCCAGAUCUGGGACACGGCUGGGCAAGAAAGAUUCAGAGCAGUGACGAGGAGCUAUUAUCGAGGAGCUGCUGGAGCUCUGAUGGUGUACGAUAUCACUAGACGUAGCACAUACAAUCACUUGAGUAGUUGGCUGACGGACGCGAGAAAUCUGACGAAUCCAAACACGGUCAUCUUCCUAAUCGGGAAUAAAUCGGAUCUCGAUGCACAACGAGAUGUGACAUAUGAGGAGGCGAAACAGUUUGCGGAAGAAAACGGACUAAUGUUUCUCGAAGCGAGCGCAAAAACGGGCGAGAAUGUAGAAGAUGCGUUCUUGGAAACAGCCAAGAAGAUCUAUCAGAACAUCCAGGAUGGAAGUUUGGAUCUAAACGCUGCCGAGUCAGGAGUUCAGCAUAAACCGGCCAGCCCUCGGCAGGACUUGCGAAACGAUCAACAACAGCAGCAAGACAAAUGCUCGUGUUAGCGUACUAUCAAUAUAUGUUGUCCGAUCAAAUUGCUUAUUUUCAGUUGGACCUAUACACUUGUGUGGGCGUGCAGUACUUGACGUUUGACGUAGUAGUUGACUUUGCUAAUGUUUGUGGACACAACUUGUUUUAUCAAUAAAAGGGGCAUGAUGUGGUA
Molecule: messenger RNA, 940 nt
Organism: Corticium candelabrum
Lineage: Eukaryota; Metazoa; Porifera; Homoscleromorpha; Homosclerophorida; Plakinidae
Product: ras-related protein Rab-14
Exons: 8
Coding region: 138-782 (214 amino acids)
Biological process (GO): defense response to bacterium; phagosome maturation; endocytic recycling
Cellular component (GO): Golgi apparatus; phagocytic vesicle; trans-Golgi network
Molecular function (GO): GTPase activity; GTP binding
Source: RefSeq, a predicted model, not a curated record